Malus domestica (apple) is the source of this 639-nucleotide messenger RNA. RefSeq names its product agamous-like MADS-box protein AGL80. Gene Ontology annotation, molecular function: protein dimerization activity; RNA polymerase II cis-regulatory region sequence-specific DNA binding; DNA-binding transcription factor activity, RNA polymerase II-specific. Lineage: Eukaryota; Viridiplantae; Streptophyta; Magnoliopsida; Rosales; Rosaceae. Gene Ontology annotation, biological process: positive regulation of transcription by RNA polymerase II. The record is from RefSeq and is a predicted model, not a curated record.
AUGACUAGAAGGAAGCCAAAACUAGCCUUCAUCGAGAACGACUCGUCGCGAAAAGCGACAUUCAGGAAAAGGAGGACGGGCUUCAUGAAGAAGAUGUAUGAAAUCAAUAAACUUUGUGACGUCCCAACAUGUGCUAUCAUGUAUAGUCCAGAUAUGCCUCAACCUGAUGUCUGGCCUGAUCCUUCGGAGGUGCGACGCCUCAUCGAGCUGCUUAAGAACGUGCCUGAGAAGGAGCGAAACAAAAAGAUGGUGACCCAUGGGAUGUUUCUGAAGCAGAGGAUCGAAAAGGUGCAGGAGAAGCUGAACAAGUUGAAGAAAGAAAACCGAGAGAAAGAACUUCGGAUGGCCAUGAGCCAAUGCCUCGCGGGGAAACCCUUAAAUGGCUUGGACUUCACCAAUUUACAUGAAAUGGGGUGGAUGAUCGACGAGAAGUUGAAGGACAUUGCCGUGACUAAAAGCCGAAAGGAGAACGAGCUGGCAGAUAUAAAUCAGCCCUUAGUUGGACAACCACCAGCGCAUGCAGCAUCAGCUAAUGAGAACACUCAAGACGCCAUACAACUGGCUCCAUGGUCUGUGGGGGACGUGCUGACCUCAAAAUUUGGUGAUGUGGAUGAUCAGAUAAUGCCGCUUGGGGAUUAG